Messenger RNA from Cetraspora pellucida, 1608 nucleotides. NCBI's taxonomy places the organism in Eukaryota, Fungi, Glomeromycota, Glomeromycetes, Diversisporales, Gigasporaceae. The record is from the annotation of a GenBank genome assembly.
AUGUCUUGUCCUAUUUCUUCAUUAGUUCUCAAUUCUCCAAAUGAAAACGAUGUUAGUAAUGAACCUACUAAUAAUCGUAGUUCUCUAAAUGAAGAAAAUAUUAGUGGUUCAAAAAAAUCAAAAAAAAGAACAUUGUCUAUUUAUGAUUACCUUAAAAUUAAUGAAAAUGGCACUCAUACUACUGCUAUAAACCUCUACUCAAAUAUUCAAAUAACUGAAGAUUUAGCCUUAUCAACCAGUAGUUCUUCCUGUACUGCAAUACUAACAACAAUUCCUAUAAAAGAAGAAAUUCGAAAUAAUGCAACAGCUCAAAAACAGAUAGCUAGUUCUAAAGAAAUUGCUAAAAAAAAAUUAAAGAAGGUAGUUAGAUAUGAUAAAAGUGGUAGACCAUCAUUCUUACUUCAACACCUGGAUUUGUUAGAACAUAUACAUGAUUCAGUUGAGUAUGAAUUAGCAGAUGCACGUAGACCUGUAGCUGGAGUUUUACGUGACAAAACAAAGUAUCAUCCUGAUGGUCACUAUUGUCUUGCUUCUGUAAAAGGAGCAAGGCAAUUUGCACAAACCUUUGCUGAAUUUUCUGUUAUUAUCUCACAAGAUGAUAAAGCGAAAAUAAGUUUAGGUAUAGCUGCAAUUGGCAGAACAUUUCAUAUCUUGCAAUCAUCCUCUCAACCAGUCCAAAUACCUAAUCAUGACUUUGUACAUGGAAGUAAUCAAAAACUUAUUCCCUCAGUUUACCUUAUAAUUAAACCAAGUGAAGCUAAUGAUAACCUUCGGACAAGGCAAGUUGCAAUUUUUGUUUGGCCUCAAUGGUCAAUCGGCACAUCAUCUAUUACCCACAUGGAAGAUCUUACUUGUCUUGUAUUGGAUAAUCAAUAUUCUGAAGCACUAAAAGUGAAUGGUGAUAUAAAACCAAUAUGGAUAUUAUUAGUUGAUGAUGGACCUGAUGAAAAUCCCAGGCACCUUAAAAAUAUUGAAUCAUAUUGCAAGAUUUUUAAAAAAUUUGACCUUGAUUACUUGUCUAUACGUACGCAUGCCCCGGGCCAAUCGAAAUAUAAUCCUGUUGAAAAAGGUAUAGCUACACUUUCUAGUAAGUUAGCUGGGGUUGUAUUGCCAAUAGAUCAUUUUGGAAAACACUUUGAUAGUCAGGGUAGAGUUAUUAAUAAUGAAUUAGCAAAUAAAAAUUUUCAUUAUGCUGGUUCUAUGCUAAGUGAUAUAUGGAGUCGGGAUCCUAUCUUUGGAAAAUAUGUAAAAACAACAUAUGUCGACAAAAUAACUAAUCCAUUCGUGAAUAUUUAUUUUGAGUUGUUUAAAGUUCCUAAAUAUGAUGCCCAUUGUCCAUCUAUUGACCAAACAACAUAUUCUCGACUUUGCUGCUUAAUUUGUCAUAAGUAUUUUUCAACUCUAUCAUAUGUAGCAAAGCAUAAAUGUUUACAACAUUUAUCUACUCAUGGAAGGCCCAAAAAAAAACCAAAAAAUUCAGAAUCAAUCGCAGAAUUCGUUCUAAUUACAAACUCUGCAACUAUGGAAGACUUGAACUUACCAUUUCUACAACAAAAUGAAAAUGAAUUUUUUAAUGAAUGCAGAAAAUGUUUUUCAGAUAUAGAAUAA